AUGUUCGGGAUGAGGUGGAUGAGAGCACGCAGACCACACACAUUCGUUGCCUUCCCCAACCCUGGGCGCCCCACUGUGCUCCGCCUCAGCGGCGAAGAGAAGCGCCUCCUCGCCAUCCCCGCAACAGAAAGAGAUGACAUGCGCAGUCCGGGUGCAGAAAAGAAAAUGCGCGCCUACGCAUCACCAGGCUGGAAGUCGCAGCGAUACUCGUACACUGAGGACGAAGACGACGAGUUCAACAGACCUGUCAUGUGA
Messenger RNA from Didymosphaeria variabile, 255 nucleotides. RefSeq lists its product as uncharacterized. The record is from RefSeq and is a predicted model, not a curated record. Lineage: Eukaryota; Fungi; Ascomycota; Dothideomycetes; Pleosporales; Didymosphaeriaceae. Bases 1 to 255 code for a protein of 84 amino acids. The transcript has 2 exons.